UAGCCUACAUUUUCGCUGUCUCUUCCGCUGUAGGAUAAUCCACAACUGCCAUACACAGCUAUCACAAGCAAGGUUUCUGCAAACAUGACUGGCAGGAAGUUUUUCGUCGGUGGUAACUGGAAAUUGAACGGCGACAAGAAGAGCAUCGAAGAGCUCGCCAAAACACUGAAUAGCGCCACACUUAACCCAGAGACCGAGGUUGUGUGUGGUGCCCCAACCAUCUACCUUGACUUUGCCAGAUCCAAGCUGGACACAAAGAUUGAUGUGGCCGCACAAAACUGCUACAAGGUGGCAAAGGGUGCCUUCACUGGAGAGAUCAGCCCUGCAAUGAUUAAGGACUGUGGAGUGAAAUGGGUGAUUCUGGGACAUUCUGAGAGGCGCCAUGUGUUUGGAGAGAGCGAUGAGCUGAUUGGUCAGAAGGUUGCUCAUGCUCUUGAGGGUGGUUUGGGUGUGAUUGCCUGCAUUGGUGAGAAGCUGGAUGAGAGGGAGGCUGGAAUCACUGAGAAAGUUGUUUUUGCACAGACCAAAGUCAUCGCAGAUAAUGUUAAAGACUGGAGCAAAGUCGUUCUCGCUUAUGAGCCUGUGUGGGCCAUUGGCACUGGAAAAACUGCAUCGCCCCAACAGGCUCAGGAGGUGCAUGACAAACUCAGGCAGUGGAUGAAGACCAAUGUCUCAGAGGCUGUGGCCAGCUCUGUCAGGAUUAUCUACGGAGGGUCAGUCACUGGGGGAACCUGCAAGGAGCUGGCCUCUCAGAAAGAUGUGGAUGGCUUCCUGGUGGGCGGCGCUUCCCUGAAACCCGAGUUUAUCGACAUUAUUAACGCAAAUGCAUAAAAAGCUAAAGCCAUCAUCAACCUAAACCCUACGGCUUUGGUUAUAUCCCCAUCCCCAGCCCUUUAGAAAGUGUUAUUGUGAAUUUGUUGCAGUCAUUUUUUUGUAUUGUUAUUCUAGAGGGACAGGUUGACAAAGAUAACACUCUGAAACAUGCUCAAUUAAGUGUACUACUAAUAUUCCACACUAAUUGUAGUGGACUACAGAACUAUUUGAACCAUGUCGGGCUUAGAGCCCAUGCCUUUACUUGAAACGUUUACCAACAUUCAUAUGUGUACAAUAUAAACAACCUAAGAAGUCGAUAACCUAAGUGUCUUUUUAAUCCAAGUGAAACUACUUUCCAUAACUGUGGUUAUCCCAGUGUUUUUGUGUCCCUCAUAGAGUUUUAUGCAUUCUGUGAGUAGCCUGUCCUGAAGGAGGUGCUCAUUGUAUGCAUUUACUAGUAUCAUAACACAUAAGGGAUAAUGCAAAACUAUUCUAAUAAAUGUUUUCUUUGUGUAGGCAUACUUUGACUUACGGCUAAAGUUAUUUACUGUAAUGGAACAUUUGGCCUAAUUUACUGUAAACAUGCAUAUAUUCAAUACAUUUAAAAAAUCAUAGAACUAUAAUCAACAUAGUAUAGGGUAAAUAUACUUAUUCUAAAUACAACAACGUACACCACAGCAUUUUAUACCUAAAAUGGUAAUAGUAUUUAAAAACAAACAUUUUCCUUCAUACAUAAUAUAUUGAAAUGCAUGGAGUUCGUUGCAAUUGCUUAUUUCUUUAUCACUCAAGCAGCACUGUUGCAGAAUAUAUAAAAACACAUACGUUUUCUCACAACCAUCUGAUAUAUAUAUCAUACAGCUACUUAAUUAAAACCCACACAUCGAUCUAUGGUUUUGCAAAAUUUUUAUUCUUUAUUUUUUUUCCUUAAGAUUAAGUAGGUACAUUAUGUACAAAUCAGUAUGUACAAAUGGCAGUAUAUUCUUACACUCCAAUAUUUAACACCUGGAGCUCUAGUGAGGGCAGACAUUAGGGCUUUGAGAGAUGAGCUGUGAAAGAAGAAAAAAAAAAUCACAAGCACAGUUCUGUGUAAAUACUUACUGCCAAGCAUUGACCACAUAUAAACCUAUCCACAACCACAUCACAUUACAGAACGUAACGCACAGAGGAAGAGGGAGAGAGGAAAGAAACAUUGAGAAAGAGAAAGGAUAGUUGGCCGAAAAAAGAAAUAUGAAACGAAGCAAAGAGUCAAUUAACAGCUAAAGGCAAAAUUACUCGAGCGAGAGCACAAUACACACAGAGGCAAAUGUAAAAUACAAGCGAAAAUGAUCUGGAAAGCAACAAGCUGAUGCAGAGAAAAAAGUUAAAUUAGGGGUAGAGGACAGGGAACAUUUAUAGAGACUGAUGGUACUGUUAGUAAUACUGCUGUGAAAAAAAUACACAACUACAACAGCAUACCAGACAAGCUAAAGAUGCAUUUCAGGAAAAUAAAAUAAAA
This is a messenger RNA of Triplophysa rosa, 2308 nucleotides long. RefSeq names its product triosephosphate isomerase 1b (gene tpi1b). Gene Ontology annotation, cellular component: cytosol. Gene Ontology annotation, molecular function: triose-phosphate isomerase activity. The transcript has 7 exons. The record is from RefSeq and is a predicted model, not a curated record. Gene Ontology annotation, biological process: glycolytic process; glycerol catabolic process; gluconeogenesis. Bases 85 to 831 code for a protein of 248 amino acids. NCBI's taxonomy places the organism in Eukaryota, Metazoa, Chordata, Actinopteri, Cypriniformes, Nemacheilidae.